AUGCACAGGAAGAGGAGUUCAGGUUCAAGCCUAUCUCCUCAUCGGGAAAGAUCUACUGCUAGGGUCAGUGAGGUUAGAUCGAAUGGAGCACUUUUUAUGGAGAACAUCAAACAAGAAGUUGAAAGUAUUGAUGCUGAUGUAACACCUUCUCGAAUACAAACUGCCUUUAAGAGUAGACCAUCUCUUGAUAGCCAUGGGAUAUUAGAGACAGAUACUGAUUUGAUUCGUCGAGGUGGAAGUAUUUCCCUUAGAACUUGCAAGGAGGAGCAUGAUGCAUCACCAGACAGUGGAGACUCAACAUUUUCUUUAUUUGCUUCUCUACUGGAUUCAGCUCUUCAAGGGUUAAUUUCUAUCCCCGACUUGAUAUUACAUUUUGAGAAUUGUUGCCGUGACGUCUCAGAAUCAAUAAGGUAUGGUUCUAAUGAAAUGCACAGAGUUAUGGAGGACAAAUUGAUGAGACAGAAGGCACGGAUUUUGCUUGACGAGGCAGCUUCAUGGUCGCUCUUGUGGCAUCUUUAUGGAAAAGGAAAUGAAGAACUUCCUGAAGACCUUAUCCUGUUGCCAACUACUUCACACUUGGAAGCUUGCCAAUUUGUAGUGAAGAAUCAUACUGCACAACUGUGCCUCCGAAUUGUUCAGUGGCUUGAAGGAUUAGCCUCCAAAGCCCUUGAUUUGGAUAGAAAGAUCAAUCAAACACAUAAUUUAACAGGGAUGUUAAUAAAUCCUUUUGCAGUUUUACAUAUAUCCAAAAAAGAGGAAACAUAUAGUUUCACCGUUUUAUCUGAUGUCCCCGAAGGGACAAAUGGUAGCACUGUCACGUUAUAG
Molecule: messenger RNA, 825 nt
Organism: Nicotiana tabacum (common tobacco)
Lineage: Eukaryota; Viridiplantae; Streptophyta; Magnoliopsida; Solanales; Solanaceae
Source: RefSeq, a predicted model, not a curated record